CCCCCCAGCAGACCCCCUCCCCCACCAUUGAAAGCCAUGAAUUUUGAAUUUGAGAGGGAGAUUGGGUUUAUAAACAGCCAGCCGUCGCUUGCCGAGUGUCUGACUUCCUUCCCCGCUGUCUUGGAGACAUUUCAAACUUCAUCAAUCAAGGAGUCGACAUUAAUUCCUCCUCCUCCUUUCGAGCAAACCUUCCCCAGCCUCCAGCCCGGCGCCUCCACCCUUCAGAGACCCGGGAGCCAAAAGCAAGCCGAAGAUGGGCCCGUUCUGCCGCCGCCGUCGCUCCCCGUCACCCCGCUGGUCCCCGAGUUCCCCUGGAUGAAAGAGAAGAAAUCCGCCAAGAAACCCGGCCAGUCCUCCACGUCUCCUCCGGUUGCCUCCUCCAUCCCGGCCUCCGGGGUCGGAUCGCCCGCAGAUGGCCCAGGACCGCCGGAGGCCGCGGGCGGCGGGGCGCGCAGGCUGCGCACUGCUUACACCAACACGCAGCUGCUGGAGCUGGAGAAGGAAUUCCACUUUAACAAGUACCUGUGUCGGCCGCGCCGCGUCGAGAUCGCUGCCUUGCUAGACCUCACCGAGAGGCAGGUCAAAGUGUGGUUCCAGAACCGGCGCAUGAAGCACAAACGGCAGACGCAGCACCGAGAGCCGCCGGACGGGGAGUCAGCCUGCCCAGGCGCUCCGGAGGACAUGGGCGAGCCCGCCGAGGAGCUCGUGGCCAGCCCCGGCCGCGGCUCCGCCUCGCGGGCAGUGCGGGAAGCCUGCCCUCACCAGCCCGAGGUGGCGGCGGGGCCCGCGCGUACCCAGGGCCCCCGGCCUUUGACUGCUUGCGGGGAGGGCGCGGGUGCGCCGAGCCCGAGCUGUGCCCUACGCGGGGCCUGCCGGCCGGAACCCGAGCGGUUGCCGGAAGACGCCUUCCCGGAGCGGCAGGAUUCCCCUUUCCUGCCAGACCUCAACUUCUUCCCAGCCGACUCCUGUCUCCAGCUGUCAGGGGGCCUCUCCCCCAGCCUGCAGGGCUCGCUCGACAGCCCAGUUCCUUUUUCCGAGGAAGAGCUGAACUUGUUCACCAGCACCCUCUGUGCCAUCGACCUGCAGUUCCCUUAAACCGGUUCCCCUCCCGGCCCUUUCGGCUCCCACCCCACUCAGCUCUCAGCUGGAAAACCCGAACCUCCUCCCACCCAGUCGUUUAGACUUCUUUAUAUGUUUUGCUAAAAUUCAGGUAUUAUUGAACUAGCGUUUAAUCCACUUCAUUUCUUCUUCUAAAACAUUAGGCGCUCGGGCGUCUUUUAAAAGUCACACAGAAAAAUUCCGUUUGGUAGACUCCUUCCAACGAAAUCUCAGGAAUAAUUAAACUCUAAGAGGACUUUCUUAAAAAUGAACUAGAGGAACCUAUUUUCCUCUUUUUUUUAAGUUUUAGAACGUAGCUUAUUUAUUAAAACUCUUUAAUAAUAGGAAAAGGGGAGAGUAUUUAUUGUAUAUUAUUUUCAUAGAUUAAAUAAAUGUCUUUAUAAUA
Molecule: messenger RNA, 1504 nt
Organism: Manis javanica (Malayan pangolin)
Lineage: Eukaryota; Metazoa; Chordata; Mammalia; Pholidota; Manidae
Gene: HOXB2
Product: homeobox B2
Biological process (GO): regulation of transcription by RNA polymerase II
Cellular component (GO): nucleus
Molecular function (GO): RNA polymerase II cis-regulatory region sequence-specific DNA binding; DNA-binding transcription factor activity, RNA polymerase II-specific
Source: RefSeq, a predicted model, not a curated record